AUCAUUACGCGCUCCGCCUUCCUGGACUCCAGCUCUAUCAAUCCCAAAAUAAUUCCCAUAGUCGGCGGUUCUCCAGUAUAUCCCUAAACUUCCGCGACACCUACACACCCCUUCACCAUGGCGGAUUCGGGAGCUUCACAACCAAAGCCGAGCAGCAGCGUCAAGCUUGUUCUUUUAGGAGAGGCCGCAGUCGGAAAGUCUUCUCUUGUUAUGCGCUUUGUGAACAACGAUUUCCAAGAGAACAAGGAGCCUACGAUAGGCGCCGCCUUUUUGACCCAGAAAUGCAACCUCCCAUCCCGCACCAUCAAGUUUGAGAUCUGGGAUACCGCCGGCCAAGAGCGUUUCGCAUCUCUCGCACCAAUGUACUACCGCAACGCCCAAGCCGCACUGGUCGUAUACGAUAUAACCAAGCCCUCUUCUCUCACAAAAGCACAACACUGGGUCGCCGAGCUUCACCGCCAAGCAUCGCCCGGCAUUGUCAUCGCGCUUGUUGGAAACAAGUACGAUUUGGCCACGGAAAACGACAGCGCCGAUGUAAAUGAUGCGGAUGCAGUUCCCGCAGCGGAGGGCGAGAACCCCGAGGAAGAGGAGGAGAGCACUGAUGCGAGACGUGUGCCUACGAAGACGGCGAAGGGCUAUGCGGAUGAGGAGGGCUUGCUGUUCUUUGAAACCAGUGCGAAGACGGGACAGAACGUUGCAGAGGUUUUCACAGCUAUCGCGAAUGCCAUUCCAGAGACGAGCCUGAAAGGACCGAGGGGAGUUGGAGGCCAGACAAAUCUUGGCAGGCAAGAGGAUGCACGAGUGAAUCUAGGAAGCGCGAGGCCAGAAGGCGCAAAGGAAGGAUGUGCGUGCUGAUCCGUUUGGAAAGUCGAGUGGAAGGUAUACGGGUUGGAAGUGUGAGACAUAAGAGCGGAGAGGAAGAGGAUAGACACAGAUGGAGUGGGGUUGGUAUUUAUUUGCUUCAUGAAAGCGAGGUUUUCUUAUUUUGCGACUCCUUUGUUCCAAGAGACACCCCAACACGUGGUAACGAGUAUUUAUAUCGUGAGAGCACAUUGUGUGCAUUCUUGUUGAAACAUUCCCUUUAUUGAUAUUGUGACGAAGGUUCCGGGUGUAAUCAUAUGCUUUGGGAUUAUCUAUUGCCGAUGCUUCCUAUAAGUCUUAUCAUUCGAUCGUGGAUGUGGAGGAAGACUAGUUGUCCUUAUAUAACAAAUCAACGAAUCGGACACUGUCA
Aaosphaeria arxii CBS 175.79 is the source of this 1231-nucleotide messenger RNA. Its product is annotated as ras-domain-containing protein. NCBI's taxonomy places the organism in Eukaryota, Fungi, Ascomycota, Dothideomycetes, Pleosporales. The record is from RefSeq and is a predicted model, not a curated record. The transcript has 3 exons. The coding region runs from base 118 to 855 and encodes 245 amino acids. Gene Ontology annotation, molecular function: GTP binding; GTPase activity.